AUGGACUAUAAUAGGAUGAACUCCUUCUUAGAGUACCCACUCUGUAACCGGGGACCCAGCGCCUACAGCGCCCACAGCGCCCACAGCGCCCCUACCUCCUUCCCCCCCAGCUCGGCUCCGGCUGGUGACAGCUACGCAGGCGAGACCCGCUAUGGUGGGGGACUCCCCAGCCCCGCGCUCCAGCAGAACUCAAGCUAUCCCACCCCGCAGCCGCCUUCGGCGCUCGGGGUGCCCUUCCCCAGCUCUGCGACCUCGGGGUACGCCCCGGCGGCCUGCAGCCCCAGCUAUGGGCCCUCUCAGUACUAUCCUCUGGGCCAACCCGAAGGAGAUGGAAGCUAUUAUCAUCCUUCGAGCUAUGGGGCCCAGCUAGGGGGCCUGUCCGACGGCUAUGGAACCGGUGGAGCGGGCCCGGGGCCAUACCCUCCCCCGCAGCCCCCUUUCGGGAACGAGCAGACGGCGAGCUUUGCAUCGGCCUAUGCUGAGCUCCUCUCGGAGGACAAGGAAUCGCCCUGCCCGUCAGAACCCAGCACCCCCACGGCCAGGACCUUCGACUGGAUGAAGGUUAAGAGGAACCCCCCCAAGACAGCCAAGGUGUCGGAGCUGGGCCUGGGCGCGCCCGGCGGCCUCCGCACCAACUUCACCACGCGGCAGCUGACCGAGCUGGAGAAGGAGUUCCACUUCAACAAGUACCUGAGCCGCGCCCGGAGGGUGGAGAUCGCCGCCACCCUGGAGCUCAACGAGACGCAGGUCAAGAUUUGGUUCCAGAACCGGCGCAUGAAGCAGAAGAAACGCGAGCGGGAGGGAGGCCGGAUGCCCCCAGCCCCUCCGGGCUGUCCCAGGGAGGCGACUGGAGACGCAUCAGACCAGUCUACGUGCACCUCCCCGGAGGCCUCGCCCAGCUCCAUCACCUCCUGA
Molecule: messenger RNA, 915 nt
Organism: Neogale vison (American mink)
Lineage: Eukaryota; Metazoa; Chordata; Mammalia; Carnivora; Mustelidae
Gene: HOXB1
Product: homeobox B1
Exons: 2
Coding region: 1-915 (304 amino acids)
Biological process (GO): regulation of transcription by RNA polymerase II
Cellular component (GO): nucleus
Molecular function (GO): DNA-binding transcription factor activity, RNA polymerase II-specific; RNA polymerase II cis-regulatory region sequence-specific DNA binding
Source: RefSeq, a predicted model, not a curated record